AUGGCGCCCUUAAAAAUCACAGUGACUGGCACAUCAUCUAUUUUCCGACACCCCGAACGCGGAAUAUUGACCAUCAACGUCUCAGCUCGCGGCUUUGCACAGGAAGUCGUGGGGAAAGAAGCCACCGAGACUUUCAAAGAGCUACAUCAGUUAUUCCGAGAUCUGUCGGCCAAAACAGAGGACGGUGAGGUGAAGCCUGAUGCUGCUGUCAUAAACUUCUCCGCUGGCCAUCUGCGUACCUGGACAAGAGACACCAAUGAAGAAAGGGGCCGGCAGAGGGAGCAUCGCGCCGAUAUGAAUAUUCAAGUCGUCUUCCGUGACUUCACCAAAAUGAGCGAGGUGGUCAGCAGUCUCGCUUGGCGUCCCAAUGUGGAAAUAUCGGGCAUCAAUUGGCGCUUGACUGAAGACACGGAAAAAGCAUUGGGCUCGGAGUCGCGAAAGGAGGCUAUUCGCGAUGCCAUUAACAAAGCUAGGGAUUACGCCGAGGUGGCUGGAGUUGAGGUCGUCCCCGUGGAUAUCCAGGAGAAGGCCACUCACUCGAUGAUAGCGACGAAGCGAGGACGGAGCAUGGACGGAGGCCUCACUUCGUCACUUGCGGGUGGUGCUACCGAUUAUGAGAGUCAAUCCCUGGAUCUGACGCCUCACCAAAUUCAGUUUACAAGCGCUGUAGUGGUGGAAUUUAUGGCGAAAUAA
Messenger RNA from Penicillium lagena, 693 nucleotides. RefSeq names its product SIMPL domain-containing protein. Gene Ontology annotation, cellular component: external side of plasma membrane. The coding region runs from base 1 to 693 and encodes 230 amino acids. Gene Ontology annotation, biological process: DNA damage response. NCBI's taxonomy places the organism in Eukaryota, Fungi, Ascomycota, Eurotiomycetes, Eurotiales, Aspergillaceae. The transcript has a single exon. The record is from RefSeq and is a predicted model, not a curated record.